AUGGAUAGCCUUCCGCGUGCCGCAUCCCCUCAAAUCCAAGCACCUCAAGUCAAUCGUCAUGCCCGACAACACAGCCAGGGCUUCUUUGAGCCUUCGCUGCCGCAUGCUACUUCCAACACCAGCGGCUUGAGCGCUUCGCAGAUAGCGGCCCAGACUGCUAUGCAACAUGUCUCGCCUCCUGCUUCUGUCAGCAACGAGCGCAAGCGAUCCUAUCCCGGCCUUGCGCCUAUCGGUACUGGGCCGGCUGCGUCCUAUCGCAAAGGAAGCGACACAUUGAGUCCACCCCUUCAGUCCACGGCCACUAUGACUUAUUCAAAUGGCAUUGUUGGGGGAAACAAGCUUGCGGCCACCACCGCUGCGAAUGUCGUCUUUCCUACAGGUAGAAGCCCGCUGCCUUCACCCGGUCUACCUCCGCAGCCGCAACCGCACCAGCUGCACAUGUCACCACCCAUUGGUCCCCCGGAGAAGGAACCAAAAGCCAAAACUUCGAAGAUGAAGCUCUUCUCCAAACCGAAGAACAUAUCUCUUUCGAAGGAAAAAGAGGGCAAGACUCAGCCGAGUCUUCCUUCGCCGAGCAAAAGUGUGCUGGGGCCCAGCUUGACGAGAACCGGCUUCCCGAAUCAGUCCACUACCAGCCUCGCAGACAUCGGCUCCAGCGCAAGCUCAUUGUACUCUUCCGCCAAUGCUUCCACUUCGACGCUGGUACCAGCUACAUCAGAAAGGGAUAAGGAGAAGCGGCACAAUUUCCUGUCCAGGCAAAAGAACAAGCUCAAAGAAGAUCCCCCGCAGCUCUCUCUAUCAUCGGCGCAUUCCAAUUCCCAAGCCACGAAUCCUGACAAGCCGCAGCCACUGUACUCCUUUGUGCCCGACUCUCCGGCCGCAAGUACCUUCUCCAAAGCCGUGUCCGGGUUUGACCUGCGACACGGCGGUCGAGCAUUACGGGAGAAGAAGCGAGAGGAGAAGGCGCAAGCCAGACUGGAUCUCGUUCCGGUCACGUCCAACAUGUCUACGACUGGGGUCAAUGAACAGUUCGGGCCUGGCAGCUAUGACUCCAACAUGGCUUCUGUUUCGACUGCCACCAAUAUCUUCGCCCUUCCCAACGACACCUUGCCUCCCAUUUCCGCCCAACAGUUCUCGAGCAUCGGCGCUUCCAUGGGCCUGACUGGGAUUGGCCCCGAUGAUGCUUGGCCAUUGCUCAAAGCACGACUUCUGAACCUCUUCUCAGGCGAGCAGCUACGUACGCCAAUCGAAGAUUUCAACGCUUUGGUCGGCGUGCACAUUCGACGAUGUGUGCAGAGGAAGUCGCCGGUUGUGCUCGUGGAAGAUCUACGCGAACUCCUCCACACAGGCUUCAGCAGUUUGGCUCAGACUCUACGCGGCGUCGCCGAGGACAGGUUGGUCACCAAGCUGGUCGAGAUGUGGAUAGGGGUGUAUGGGUCCAUUCUGCCCUUCCUACAAGCCGUCUUCCUCCCCAUGGAUCUGGAGUUCAAGGGGAGAGGCAUCAUCAUGACGGUGCGGGAGGCGCAGGAGUUCUGGGGCGCAAUGCCGGAGGCUCUCAAGUCAGAUGAGCGGCCGACGUCAUCCGGCGGAACCAUGCGAUUGCCAACGUUGGGGGAGGAGCUCGAUGUGCGACGCAUCACCCUCAUCACCUUUCGAGACACCGUGCUCCUCCCUCGGCACGAAAGCCUCAUGGCCAUUUUCAGCCGACUUUCGCUGAACAGCAUCAACGCCACCGCCUCACCUGAUCUCAAUGAGCCUGCGAGACCACAUGCUCGAAGCGAUCCUGCCACUAGUGGGGCAGAGCGGCCAGACACGGCCGGCAGCCUCAGUCCGCACAUGAGUAGCUUCAACUCGCAGGGCUCUACACUGCUUGACGCAGCCAGCAGCUCGUCUGGGGGAGCAAUGAGUCUCGCAAGUCGAAGCCGAGCGACUUCGAAUACCUCGGCGGGAUCAUUCGGCACAAAUCUUCCCCACUUGACGCCUGCGGGCACGCAAGGCUCAUUCAGUGCGACUGCGGCACCUACGUCGCCACCAACAACAUUUACCGACCCCACUACCAUCACGGAUACAGUGGCAAGGAUGCUGCAGUGCUUGUAUGUCCUGGCGAGCUGCCAAACGGGCGACGUGGGGCAAGGGGUGGUGGAGCGCUUGACGGGCGCACUCAAGUAUAACUGGCUUGGGCGUGGGCGAACGGGGCGGGACCGACGUGGUUGGGUGGGCAUGAAGAAUCCGCCUGGCCAGAGGAUAGGACUUGUUGGUGCUUAG
Molecule: messenger RNA, 2265 nt
Organism: Neohortaea acidophila
Lineage: Eukaryota; Fungi; Ascomycota; Dothideomycetes; Mycosphaerellales; Teratosphaeriaceae
Product: HbrB-like-domain-containing protein
Exons: 1
Coding region: 1-2265 (754 amino acids)
Biological process (GO): TORC2 signaling
Cellular component (GO): TORC2 complex
Source: RefSeq, a predicted model, not a curated record